Pogona vitticeps (central bearded dragon) is the source of this 1588-nucleotide messenger RNA. It is a transcript of the gene BUB3, whose product is annotated as BUB3 mitotic checkpoint protein. NCBI's taxonomy places the organism in Eukaryota, Metazoa, Chordata, Lepidosauria, Squamata, Agamidae. Gene Ontology annotation, molecular function: protein binding. The record is from RefSeq and is a predicted model, not a curated record.
CGGGUCGGCUUUUUUUUUUCUCCCUUCACUUUCACGCGGGGCUGUUGGGAGUUCGCUCGGGAGUUGCUGUGAGGGCGCGCUUUGUACUACGAGGAAGACGUCGGUUGGCGAAGGAGGCCUCGAACUGUUGAAACCCUGGAGGACAAGAUGACUGGGUCAAAUGAAUUUAAGUUGAACCAACCACCAGAGGAUGGAAUCUCGUCUGUCAAAUUCAGCCCUAACACAUCACAGUUUCUGCUUGUUUCAUCUUGGGACACUUCUGUUCGAUUGUAUGAUGUUCCUGCCAACACCAUGAGACUCAAGUAUCAACAUACAGGAGCUGUACUUGACUGUGCUUUUUAUGACCCUACACAUGCCUGGAGUGGAGGAUUAGAUCGACAGUUAAAAAUGCAUGACCUGAACACUGAUCAAGAGAAUCUUGUUGGCACCCAUGAUGCUCCUAUUAGGUGUGUUGAAUAUUGCCCUGAGGUGAAUGUAAUGGUAACUGGGAGUUGGGAUCAAACCGUCAAGUUAUGGGACCCCAGAACACCUUGUAAUGCAGGAACAUUUUCUCAGCCUGAAAAGGUUUAUACAUUGUCCGUGUCUGGUGACAGGCUAAUAGUGGGAACAGCAGGUCGAAGAGUUCUGGUGUGGGAUUUGAGGAAUAUGGGCUAUGUUCAACAAAGAAGAGAAUCAAGCCUGAAGUAUCAGACCCGUUGCAUCAGAGCAUUUCCAAACAAGCAGGGUUAUGUGUUAAGUUCCAUAGAAGGUCGCGUUGCUGUUGAGUAUUUGGAUCCAAGUUUAGAGGUGCAGAAGAAGAAAUAUGCUUUCAAAUGUCAUAGACUGAAGGAAAAUAACAUUGAGCAGAUUUAUCCAGUUAAUGCCAUCUCUUUCCACAAUGUCCACAACACAUUUGCUACAGGUGGUUCUGAUGGCUUUGUCAAUAUUUGGGAUCCAUUCAAUAAAAAGAGACUUUGUCAGUUUCACCGCUAUCCUACCAGCAUAGCAUCCCUGGCUUUCAGUAAUGAUGGAACCACCCUUGCCAUAGCAUCAUCAUAUAUGUAUGAAAUGGAUGACAUUGAACAUCCUGAAGAUGGUAUCUACAUUCGCCAAGUGACAGAUGCCGAAACAAAACCCAAGUCUACUUAAUUUCUGACCAAAACAUCAUUAAAAUUUGGCUCUCAAAAGAUGUCUCCAUCUCCUUGUGGCAAGACUGUUGUAAAGUACAUCCCUGCAUUAAAUGAGGUUGUUUUGGUAAUAUUCUCACUCAAACUAAAGUCGUGCUGUCCUUUAGUAUAUUCUGUAUUAGGGUUUGGGAGUUUUACUCCAGAUGUUGAACUGCAGUUUUCAUUAAUGCUAACUAGUGCACACAUUGGUGAGGGAUGAUGGGCAAUGGAAUCUGACAAUAUAUGGAGGACUACAUGUUUCCCAUCCCUGUUCCUCAUCAUUCUUUUAAGCUUGUUGAAGAAUCAAUGUUUUCUUCAGCUUUAGCAAUUGCCUUUUCUGUCUUUUAAUUCCUUUGAAAUCUUACAUCUUGUACUUCUAGAAUUUUUGUACAAAUAUAAUGCCAGUUUAACUGUUUCAAUAAACAAUAUUUUCAAAAACCACA